This is a messenger RNA of Cyclocybe aegerita, 1503 nucleotides long. NCBI's taxonomy places the organism in Eukaryota, Fungi, Basidiomycota, Agaricomycetes, Agaricales, Hemipholiotaceae. The record is from the annotation of a GenBank genome assembly.
AUGUCAAAGCUCAACCUCUCCAUCCCCAUGUCCCAGAUCAUUGCUCACGACGCGCCCCUCCUCUCCCCCGUAUCCAUGAACGGCGACAGCCAGUGGGACCACCCCCUUUUCUCUCCAACGACGGAGACCUUCGCCUAUGGUUACUACAACCUCCCCACCCCGCCGCACUCAGAUACCGCCGCGGACUCCCCCAUCCCACCCACAAAGAUGCUCAAGAUGCGCAUGUCCCCCGACGCCGCUGCGGAGUCGGAGCAGCUCUGCGUACCCACACACCAGCUCUUCGACUCCUUCCCAGAAGCGCUCAGACCUCCUACACCCCCAACGCGCGCCUCUUCGCUUUUGUUCGAGUCCACAGCCCACCCACAGAGCAUCGCCCCGGCCUAUGCCUCCUGUGCUGCCUUCCUCAGCAGGCAGCGCAAGCGCGAGGAGUUUGAGUGCAUGGAAAUACGCGUCGCCGAGCUCGAGCAGGAAAACGCCCGGCUUCUCGCUCUUACCCAAAACGGAAGUGCAACUAUCCCACAGCCGGCCGUCCCGGAGAAGCUACUAUCAGAGGUCGAGAUCCUCAAGGCCCAGCUCGCCGCUGCUGCAGAGCGUGAACGCACCCUCAGUGCACAACUGGCCUCGACCAACACUGCAACAAGAGACUCCCCGGCGGUGAAGCAGGAGGCCUUAGAGCCCCAAUUCCUAUUAUCAUCGCCCCCUCGAUCCACAUCUGUCCCAUCAGCUCACAAAUCAGGCGCCAGCCUCGGAUUGAUGGUCUUGCUCUGUGCACUUCCGACACUGCUGUCCAUGCGCAUGCAAUCAGCAGCACCGACGAGCUUCUCCAUCCCCAACCCCUACCCGGCCUCGUCUUCGUCCUCAUCAUCCUUCGACUACAGCUCCUUCCUCCCCGGCGAAUACGAUUGGUCAAAGUACACUGGCAGCUCCCUGAUGGACCUUGAUGAAGACAGCCACAAUAGGGCGCCUACAACACGGAAGCUGGAGUUCACGGGCACGGAUGCGGCGCUGGGCGGUCUCGGCGAUCUGGACAUCUCCUUCGAUACUUCCCCCUCGGACGAUGGCAAGAUCCGGGUGCGGAUACACCCGUCGUCGUCGGCCAACUCGCGCUCGGGAUCGCCGGACGGCAUGCACUCGGAUUCACAUUCGUUCUCCUCAACAUCACCCUCUUCCUCCUCGUCGUUGUCAAUGUGGAACUCGGACUCGUCGGCGCUAUCACGGACCUCGUCGUUCUCGUCGACGGGGUCGGACCCGUUCCUGGGUGUGACGACGUCGAGCGCGAACGACUUUAUCGGGAUGCCGUUUGCGGCGGAUGGGUCGAUGUGCAUGUACGGCGCCAUGGGUGACUUGUCGGCGUAUGAGGACGCUGGGUCGCCAUUUGGCGGCUCGGAGUACAGCGUGCCGGACAGUACCUCGAUGUCGGGGAAGAGGCGAGUGAGGAUCGCGCUCAAGAGCAUGCCCCAGGCUGGUGGCGAGGGUGGCGAGUGGGAGGUCCAGAUCUGCUGA